GCGCGCCGGGACCCCACCCCGCGAGGUGGGCGGGGGCGGGCCCGGGGGCGGGCCUUGCUCGGGGGCGGGGCGGGGCGGGGCGGGGCGGGGCCGGCCUGGGAAGGCGGAAGCCUCCAGUCUAGGGGUGGCUGCAGAACCCGGAUCUCGGAGCUACACGUUCUACGGAGCGGGGCGCCGGGAGACGGCGGGCGAGAAAACCCGGCGUCCGGAAGCCCGUGCUUUCUUUGACGCAAGGGCUCGAGACGCAGCCGCCGUCGGCCGAGAGCCCGGCUAGGAGCGACACCAGACGGAGCCUCCGGAGUUCCUCCGCCCCCACCUCGCCGGGUCCUGGAGCCGCGGUCCUCCCAGCUGCCCUCCUCGUGGCCAUGGAGUGUCCACACCUGAGCUCCAGCGUCUGCAUUGCUCCAGACUCAGCCAAGUUCCCCAACGGCUCCCCGUCGUCCUGGUGCUGCAGCGUGUGCCGGUCCAACAAAAGCCCUUGGGUCUGUUUGACUUGUUCAAGUGUCCACUGUGGAAGGAUUUGGGGAACCUGAAAAUACUUUGUACAGAUAACUUUUUUUUAAAAAAGAAGAAAAGUAGAAGCACUUAAAUUCUGCAGUUGAAGAGACAGAUUCCUCUCCUAGAUUUUGAGAGGUAUGUGAAUGGCCAUGCAAAAAAACAUUAUGAAGAUGCACAAGUACCCUUAACCAACCAUAAGAAAUCAGAAAAGCAAGAGAAAGCUCAGCACACAGUAUGUAUGGAUUGCAGUAGCUACAGUACAUACUGUUAUCGCUGUGAUGAUUUUGUGGUUAAUGACACCAAGCUGGGACUGGUACAGAAAGUCAGAGAACACUUACAGAACUUGGAAAACUCAGCUUUCACAGCUGACAGGCAUAGGAAAAGAAAACUUUUGGAAAACUCAACACUAAAUAGCAAGUUAUUAAAAGUAAAUGGAAGCACCACUGCCAUUUGUGCCACAGGCCUUCGGAAUUUGGGGAACACAUGUUUCAUGAAUGCCAUCCUUCAGUCACUCAGUAACAUUGAGCAGUUUUGCUGUUAUUUCAAAGAACUGCCCGCUGUGGAGUUAAGGAAUGGGAAAACAGCAGGAAGGCGGACAUACCACACCAGGAGCCAAGGGGAUAACAAUGUGUCUUUGGUAGAAGAGUUUAGAAAGACACUCUGUGCUUUAUGGCAAGGCAGCCAGACUGCAUUUAGCCCAGAGUCCUUAUUUUAUGUUGUUUGGAAGAUUAUGCCAAACUUUAGGGGCUAUCAACAGCAGGACGCCCAUGAAUUCAUGCGCUACCUUUUGGACCACCUACACUUGGAACUCCAGGGCGGUUUUAACGGUGUUUCCCGCUCAGCAGUUCUGCAGGAGAAUUCUACUCUGUCUGCAAGUAACAAGUGUUGCAUAAACGGAGCAUCUACUGUUGUCACGGCUAUAUUCGGAGGCAUUCUCCAAAAUGAGGUUAACUGCCUCAUAUGUGGGACAGAAUCUAGAAAGUUUGAUCCAUUCCUAGACCUUUCAUUAGAUAUUCCAAGUCAGUUCAGAAGUAAGCGCUCUAAGAAUCAAGAAAAUGGACCAGUUUGUUCAUUACGAGAUUGUCUUCGCAGUUUUACCGACUUAGAAGAACUUGAUGAGACAGAGUUAUAUAUGUGCCAUAAAUGCAAAAAGAAACAAAAGUCCACAAAAAAGUUUUGGAUUCAAAAACUACCCAAGGUGCUAUGCUUACAUUUGAAAAGAUUUCAUUGGACAGCAUAUUUAAGAAAUAAAGUUGAUACAUACGUAGAAUUUCCACUGAGAGGCCUAGACAUGAAAUGCUACUUACUAGAGCCUGAGAACAGUGGCCCGGAGAGCUGCCUGUAUGACCUCGCUGCUGUGGUGGUGCACCACGGUUCCGGGGUUGGUUCUGGACAUUACACAGCAUAUGCAACUCACGAAGGCCGCUGGUUCCAUUUCAAUGACAGUACUGUAACACUGACUGACGAGGAGACUGUGGUGAAGGCGAAGGCCUACAUCCUUUUCUACGUGGAACGCCAGGCCAAAGCUGGAUCAGAUAAACUUUAAUACCUCCUCCAAAUCUUCAUUCACCAACCAUACCAGAGAAACAUUUCCAGUUUUCCACAAAUACUUGAUCCAAGAUUUAAUUUCAUUAUGCACUUUUCAAUUUCCUAUUUUGGGUUUAGUUUUGUCAAUGGUAGUGACUUACUGAACAUGGGCACCAACUAAUUUUGUUGUUGUUCUACCAGAAAACCUCAGCAGACAUUUUGAUUUGCUGCUUUAGUUGUAAUAAUUCAAUUUUUAUAUGUAGUUGUAAGAACUUUUAGUCUUAUUUGACUUAUUUUAUGUUAAUGUUUUCAGUUCUCACUUUGAGGCACAUUUACAUCAAUGCUUUUGUUCCUCUCACAUGCUGAAAGCAAGAUAUGUUCCUUAUUGUGAAGAGCAACACAACUGCCUGCUGCCUUUCCACAGCUGUAAUGGAGAUCAGGUUGACUCUAAAUCAAGGAUCAUGUGUGCACAAUACUUGUGGCCCACAAAAUUUCACAGUGACUGCUGAGGAAUCAUUCUUUUUGCCUGUAAAAUAUAACAAAGGGCAUCAUUAAGUAGACCAGGUAAUUACUGCUUGUCUCUCGAGGCUGCUGUUUAUCAGCACUAACUAAAUAAAUUUGUUGGUUCAGUUGUACUUGUCCUGCAAAUACAAGAAUUACUCUCUUUUUGUUGUUUUUUUUGGUUUUGGGGCGUACUUGUUUGUGGGGAGGUAAGAUGGGAGUAAAGACCAAAUACAUGUAAUGUUUUAAAAAAAUGCUGUGACUCACUGACAUGGUAUAGGUGUUACCAGUGAGGUAAAGCCAUGGCGUCUGCCUCCUUUUUGAAUCAAUAUCUCAUUCCCCCUUAGUUGUAGCACUGGAAGUCACGACAUGUCCAUUUUAGACUUCCUGCUUGUGUUUGGCAUGCAAGUCUGAGGUGUGAACCUCUGGGAUUUACUUGGAUCAUCACCCGCACUUCAGUUUAUCACUGGGGGGUGGUGCUUCCAGAGGAGGAAAUUUAGAACACCUCUCAUUGGCCUAUCCUGAUAGGACAAGUUGAAAAUAUUCUGUUUGAGUAAGUGGAGUUUUCGUUUUGUUUUUUGGGGUUUUUUUGGAGACAAGAGUCUCUCUCUGUUGCCCAGGCUGGAGUGCAGUGGCACAAUCUCAGCUCACUGCAACCUUGGCCUCCCGAAUAGCAAUUCUCCUGCCUCAGCCUCCUGAGUAGCUGGGAUUACAGGUGCCCACCACUACACCCAGCUAAUUUUUUUUUUUAUUUUUAGUAAAGACGGGGGUUUACCACGUUGGCUAGGAUGGUCUCAACCUCCUGACCUCAGGUGAUCUGCCUGCGUCAGCCUCCCAAAGUGCUGGGAUUACAGGCAUGAGCCACCAUGCCCAGCCAGUUUUGUUUUCAAAAAAUAGAUUUAACUCAGAUUCAAAUUUGGAACCAGAAUCCCAUUUAAAGAAAGCAGUUGUGGUUUCUACAAGUGUUCUAAGACAGUCCUUUGAUACAUUUUUUUGUUUGGAGGGAGGUGGGGGUUGGUAGACGUAGCCUACCAAGUCUCCACAAGGGACAGAAUGUAUCUUGUGUUAAGUCAACGAGACUUUUUGGCAAUUUUUGUUUGUUUGUUUUAAUGGAGUCUUACUCUGUCCCUCAGGCUAGAGUGCAGUGGCAUGAUCAUAGCUCACUGUAGCCUCAACCUCCCAGGCUCAAGCUAUCCUCCCACUUCAGCCUCGAAGUAGCUGGCACCACCACACCCAGCUAAUUUUUAAUAUUUUUACCAGAGAUGAGGUUUCGCCAUGUUGCCCAGGCUGGUCUUGCACUCCUGGGCUCCAAGUGAUCCACCCACCUUGGCUUUCCAAGGUGCUAGGAUUACAGGCAUGAGCCACCAUGCCCAGCCUGUUCUAUUAAAAACAUCUUGACCAUUUUUAAGUUUAUGAUGUAAAAACAGUCUGGUGGCUUUCCCUCAGGUUGGAUAUCUGAAGUUGUGGGAGCAGAUGUAGCUCCAUUUCCAUUUUAAUAUUAACUGGAUAAAUCCCACAUCUUCCCAGAACACAUCUGCUAAACACUUUAACAUGACAAGGAGCAAAUUGCAAUUAUGUGUAAACUUAUAUCAUCCAGUACAAUGGCCCCUAGCCACAUGUGAUUGAAAUUUAAAUUAGAAACUCAGUGCCUUCAGUCACACUAGCCACAUUUCAAGUGCUCAGCACCCACAUACGGCACAGGACAGUGCUGGUCUAAAUUUUCACUCCAAAGAAUAAAGCUUUGCCAUCAUGUUUAGGUCUUACAACUUCGAGUCCUAAAAGAUAAUAGGGAGAUGUGUGCUUAAAUUAAUUUACAAUGCUCAAUUAUAUUAAACUGUAUGAAACUGCUAUUUGACUAGUUCUGAUAUAUAAAAAUGACAGCUCCACCAGAUCUGAUGUAUCACACAUUAACAUCACAUCUAAUUCAACCUGAAAUGUGAGUCUUCUUUGAUCUUGCAAAGUAUCUCCUAUGAAUCUGGGCUCUUUUGCUUAGAAGGUAGACAGCUGUAACCUCUAACAUUGAUAGUUCGAUCUUCAGUCUCUCUGAAUGGGCAGCUGUUAAAACAGUAAAGGCCUGGGCAGAGUUGAUGGUGAAAAAAAGCUGUAUUUUUAUACCAAAUGGAACUUCAGCAACACGUUGGACUACUCUGUCGGGCAGAGUGGUCUUCAGACAGGUGAUGCUGUUGGCUUAAGAGAUGAACACGUCUUCUCUCUGAAUUUUUUAUUGGUUGGUUUUACUUGAACAGAAACGUUUGAGUGGUAUGAAGAUUCUUUAGAAAAGUGAUUGGAUCCAUCUCAAUUGUGCACUUGAACACCAGUGAUGUAAAUGUGCCUAUUUGUAUUUUCAUUUUUAACUGUGUAGCCUUACCACACCUAUUUUGAAAGCUGAUCUUUUGUCCUCUUCAGGGCUUUUCCCUUGUGCCAUGUUGUCUCCAGCAAUAUAUGUGGCUUCUCGCUCAGAGCUUCUGCUGAGGCAGGGCCUCGCGCUGAGUCACAUGGCUCCUUGGAACAAGAAAACUUUCUCAGAAGUCCUCCCACACAGGUGGGUGAUAGAAACAGUUUGUGGCAACACAAAUCUCUCUCCAUGGUGGAGAAACCUUUGCUUAUCCACUGUAUUCUACUCAGUGUAUAGUGAUGACAAAUGUACUAGAAUUAAACCAGUCAAGUGUACUGGCCUGGGGUGAGUGUUAAAUGUGUAUCUCGCCUGUGGAACCUACUCAGCAGCUUGGUUUCUGGGGUUGGGGACAUAUUUAUUUCUUAAAGCCAAACCUCUCCUUCAUUGGUUUAGUGUACAUAAGUCUAUUUAGAUACACUUAUCCCACUUUAAUCUCCACCAGCCCCUAAACUCUCUCCUGUACCCUCUGUUGCUGAAGUGGCCUCUUCACUUGGGCCCUGGAAAAGCCCAUGGAAAGUCUGUUCCUGCAGCCAAGGCCUGGGUCCCAGGUGACUAGGAGUAGCCAUAGGAAGGCGAGGAAGGAGAAGUGGGUAUGUGGUGUCAUCUGUAGUCCAAGGUCUCUGUCUCGUCAGUGGGUGCAAUGCCUUCCCCCUCAGGUGUGGGCGUGAUGGACUCUAGACUGCCUUCCAUGAGCAUUGGUCAUGCUGUGAUGUCAUCAUUUGCCAUUAAAACUCAGUUUGUAUGAUGCCAAGAGGAUUAAUUGUGCAAGUGACUGAUUCAUUUAAAUUGUGAUCACAUCCCUUUUCUGCUUCACCAACCUGAACUGUUUUAAAAAGUAUCAUUAAAAGUCUGUUCUCUUUC
Molecule: messenger RNA, 5782 nt
Organism: Nomascus leucogenys (northern white-cheeked gibbon)
Lineage: Eukaryota; Metazoa; Chordata; Mammalia; Primates; Hylobatidae
Gene: USP3
Product: ubiquitin specific peptidase 3
Exons: 16
Coding region: 737-2044 (435 amino acids)
Biological process (GO): protein deubiquitination
Cellular component (GO): cytoplasm
Molecular function (GO): zinc ion binding; cysteine-type deubiquitinase activity
Source: RefSeq, a predicted model, not a curated record